Molecule: messenger RNA, 1695 nt
Organism: Ictalurus furcatus (blue catfish)
Lineage: Eukaryota; Metazoa; Chordata; Actinopteri; Siluriformes; Ictaluridae
Product: regulator of G-protein signaling 4
Exons: 5
Coding region: 635-1120 (161 amino acids)
Source: RefSeq, a predicted model, not a curated record
UUUCAUUUCUGGCCUAAAGUGUAUCAUUAAUAUUUCAUAUAGGAUGUGGCAUUGUCUUUUCACUAUGUUUAAUGUUAAAUAUACUUUUAAUGGACUAUUUUAUCAGUGUGCGCGCUCACACACACACACACACACACACACACACACAGACACACACAUAUACACACCACCUGUCGCAUCUGUCAUCUCUUUAAUUAGUUAUACAGUAUAUAAAGUGACAGUGUCUCAGAGACAGAAGAACAACACACACCAACACACACACACAGUACCUGUCUCCUGUUCAUAAUAAUCCCACAUAAAAUGAUACACACACACACACACACACACACACACACACACACACCCCUUUCCUGAAAGACUGCAAUCACCAAUCAUUGUCCUGCUUAGUCCAGAUCGCGGAGGAAAUCAUCACCAGUAAUUACUUUAUUGUGAGCACUGAUCUGUUUGUACAGCCCUCAGGGAAACUUCCACAUCCAAGUUACACACACUCACACACCUAAUAGCAUGUGUGUGUGUGUGUAUUCAGAGAUGGAACAUGAGAUAAACAGCUGUAUAAGAGACAGAGGCAGGAGCAGAGAGCCACACAGAGUGCUCAAGAUCUCUUUCUGUCUAACACUCUCUCUGAUAGUCACUGAUGUGUAAGGGGCUCUCCACCCUCCCCUCAUCAUGCCUGGAGAAGGCAAAGGAGAUGAAGGUGAAGCUAACACACCUGGCUGAGAAAUCAAACAAACACAGAGCCCAUGAGGAAAAAACUCCUCUUGAUCUCGAGUCUCUGCUCCACAGCAAGGCGGGUGUGCAGGCGUUCCACCGGUUCCUGGGCUCGGAGUUCAGUGAGGAGAACCUGGCCUUCUGGCUUGCCUGUAAUGAAUACAAGACCAUGCCUGAGACCAAACUGUCCUCUAAAGCCCAGAGCAUCUACACUCAGUUCAUCAACCCUGACGCCCCACAGGAGGUGAAUCUGGACAGUGAGACGCGUGAGGCGCUGAUGGACAGGAUGAACACGCCGGCUGCCGACAUGUUCGCCGAAGCUCAGCAGCGCAUCUUUACCCUGAUGGCCAAAGACUCGUUCCCUCGCUUCCUGCGCUCGCCUUACUGCCAGCACCCAGUCAGAGGGGCGUGAGCUGUGACAUCACACUCUCCCCGGGGGUUCUGGCAUGUCCACGCGCUGCCGCGAUUUAAAAAUAAGCUAGCAGUAAUAAAAGUGUGUUAACAUAGACGUUAGUUUACUUUAGUUAUGUCUCAAAUUGUGCACUUUUUAAUUAAUAAGUGAAUGAUGCACAAAAAAUACUGAAAUUUCUGAAAUCAGGUUUUAGGAGACACUUUUUGCAUCCCACUAUGUCACGUGGAAGGGCUGAGGACGUCAGAAUAAAGUAUGUCGCUACAGAUUUGGUAAAUUAAGAGCGGCCAUUUUGAGUUAUAAAAUAAGUGGUUGUUCCAAUGGAUUCUGUUUAAUUGUUACAAAGUAUUAGUGUACAAAAAUACUAUUAAUUCAGUAAUGUGCAGAGCACAGGUAUUUAGUACAUGGUGUGUGAUUUGAGACAUAGCCGUGCCGUAGCAGUUAGCAUAGCAUGAUCGCAUGCAUGUGUUUCACUACUGAGUGUAGCUGUAAGCUCUGUGUGUGUCACCAUGUUUAGCAUAAAAAGUCAUCAAAUUUAGCAAAUGCUGACGAGAAAUAAAUAUAACUGGGAAACUGAA